This is a messenger RNA of Saccostrea echinata, 2753 nucleotides long. Its product is annotated as type 2 phosphatidylinositol 4,5-bisphosphate 4-phosphatase-like. The transcript is spliced from 8 exons. The coding region runs from base 36 to 779 and encodes 247 amino acids. Gene Ontology annotation, cellular component: late endosome membrane; phagocytic vesicle membrane; plasma membrane. The record is from RefSeq and is a predicted model, not a curated record. Gene Ontology annotation, biological process: phosphatidylinositol dephosphorylation. Gene Ontology annotation, molecular function: phosphatidylinositol-4,5-bisphosphate 4-phosphatase activity. NCBI's taxonomy places the organism in Eukaryota, Metazoa, Mollusca, Bivalvia, Ostreida, Ostreidae.
CAAUCAUGUGAUAUUAUUCAAUCAGUCAAAGUAAAAUGGCGGAUGGGGAGGAAAGAGCUCCUCUACUUCGGAGCAAUAAUACAGAGCCCCCACCGGUUUACAGUUCACAAGCACCACCCCCUGGUCAAGUGCCACCACCCAUCCUACCAGAUGAACUGCCACCACCGUACACCCCCACACCACAAGGGGGGAUCCCCAUGAUCAACUGUAAAGUCUGCCAGGCAUUGAUAAACGUGGAGGGAAAGCAGAACCAACAUGUUGUCAAAUGUUCUGUUUGCAAUGAAGCCACACCAAUCAAGGGACCACCUCCAGGUAAAAGGUACAUACGAUGCCCCUGUAAUUGUUUGCUGAUUUGUAAUAGUACGGCAGCCAGGAUAGCAUGUCCAAGACAAAGCUGCAAGAGAAUCAUUAACCUAGGGGGCCCUUCACAGGUUAUUGUUCGUAGCCCAGGAUCCGAGAGGUUUAUCUGUGCAUACUGUUCUCAGAUAUUUGUGUUCAGUACACUUGGAUGGAGCCAACUCUCACGCUGCCCACACUGCAGUAGAGUAUCCUCAUGUGACAGCGCAUAUACAAAAACUCGCUGUGUGAUAUACCUCAUUUUGGGGAUUAUUUUUCUUGGAGGUGGAAUUGGUGUAACGGUUGGAACCUACGAGAUUGCACGAGGUUCAGGAGGAAUCUACACUGUGUGGAUAGGGGCAUUUGUGAUUGGUAUCUUGUUUCUGAUAAGAGCCGCCUACAUUGGGUCAAUCAGGGUCAGCCAGAGAGCUCCUCCCCGCUAACAUCACAAUGGAAACAAAAAUGGCUGUCAGUGAUUCAACCAGAGACCAAAUUAUCUUUUCUCUCUCUCUUUUUAACCUGUAAAGAAAGACUAAUUAAAUGUAAAUUCAUGUAAUUAUCAGGUAUCUACCAGGUAAUUAUAAAUCUUUAUAUGUAUGUAUUUUUUAAAUGUAUUUUACUGCUUGUUACAUACAUACAGUUGAACUUCAAUAUCUUGAACACUGAUAUCUCGAAUAUAUGGAUAUGUCGAAGUGAUUUGGAAGUGCCAAUCGCUUAUUCCUUAAGUAUUUCACCCUUGAUAUCUUGAAUCCUCAGAUAUCUCAAAGUAUUUUCUCGGUCCCAUUGAGUUUGAGACAACGAGAUUUGACUGUAUUUAAAUUGAUAUUCUCUUUUAGACCUUUUCCAAAUGUACUUAAUACAUUCACUGAGACAACCUUUGGAGUGAUGGUACCAUAUUAAAAAGAAUUUUUUUCAAAUAUAUGUACUAGUCCAAAAACAAAUGGUGUUUUCUACUUAAUUGUAGUAAUAUUAGUAUAUAUCUUAAAAUUUUUUGUUAUACUUAAGAUUUUGUUGUCUUUUGUAGCAAAGACUGCGUAUCCUUAACAUUAUAUGCUAUCUUUGUAUUAUUGCUGCACAAACGUCAGUACUUAUCUGGAAAUUGUUAUACAGACCACCGAGCUAGGAGACUUUAUUGCAUGACUUACAAAAUCCUCAGUGACUGGAAAUGCACAUAUAAUAUUAUUUUAGCCAAAUAUGUAUGUUAGAUACCUGUGAUAUAGCUAUUUUUUGUUGUGUACUUUACAUUAAUAGCCGGUCCUGCGUAAGAGUUGUGUUUAGUUCAUUGUAUAUAAAUGAUCAGUUUGUAAUAAAUAUGAAUGAUUUUGUGCAACAUACUGCUGAAAUAUUCAUUUACAUGUAUAUCCAUAAUUAAACAAUCACUAAUAGGUUAUGUCCCUGAGUGACUAAAUGAGUAUGAGAAGAUUUUUUUAAUUUUUUUUUUUUUCAAAAUCUACUUGGCCUUUUACUUAAAAGAGGGAUAAUGUGAAUAUCAAAAUUGUAGUCUUGAGAAUGUUUUAAUGUGUCCAUGUUUGAAGAAAAAUGAACAUAAAGAUUUAAAUGUGUAAUCUUUUUGAAAAUAAACCAAUUCCUUCAAAUUGGAGGGAAAAAAAGAAAUAUCUGUGUAAUUGUGGUACUGAUGUUUGUUGUAUAAGUGCAUGUUUUAAUUUUCAACUCACCAAUAGUAUUCUGUAGACUACCAUAUUUACAUAUAUUCAUACUUGCCUCUUCAGCUAUAAUAUCGCAUUCCCUUAAAUAUAUUGUCCGUGUUACAGUGUUUUGGCUCAUGUUGGCUGUGAUGAUGUAAAUACAAAACCAAAUGUAACCCCACUCCUACCAUAAUCAGGACUAACCAAAGUAAACUUGUUAUACAUUGGAGUGAGAUUUCUCUCACAGGCAUAUAUAUGUAAUACAAAUUGUCUAUAAUGUCUGGUGCCUGAGGUUGCUAUAUAUUGUGCAGAGAUGAAUUACAAACUCUUUUUUCAGGCUAUUGUGCAGAUUUUGAUCAUCUUUUAGGUUGUUUGUGAACAUAUCUGGCUUUACAUACUGAUGGUAUGAAUAUCAACAUACCGAUGUUUUAAGUACAUUUCUGUACCGUAAAUCCUGUGGUAAAAUGUUUUUAUAUUAUGAUCAUGGUAAUCGCCAGUAACCUAAAAGACAAAAAAAAAAAAAAUGUUUAAUUUUAAUGUGCCAUAAAUGCUUACAAUAGCUUGAAAGUUAACUUUGGAGGCACCUAAAUAUAUGAUGCAUUUCAUUAUGGGUAAUUUUUUUUAAUUCUCUUUUCUUAUUAAAUUGUACAAUGGAUAUACAUUUUUUUUUUCCAAAGCUCAUUCAUAUGUUCAGUUAAUCUACUUAACUGUUAAUAAAGUGCGUAACGAAUUUGUAUCAAACUCACUUUUGGAAUAAAAAAUUGCAAUGAU